Messenger RNA from Paraglomus occultum, 148 nucleotides. Lineage: Eukaryota; Fungi; Glomeromycota; Glomeromycetes; Paraglomerales; Paraglomeraceae. The record is from the annotation of a GenBank genome assembly.
CGGUCAGUUAGAAUACUGUACAUCUAAACUCCCGACGACAAAAACCACCGCCACCGUUAACCAGCUGAUUACACCAUUCAUUGACGUUGACAUCCGUACACAACCUUCUAAAGACGAUAUGGAGAAAUGCGGACAGUCACGUUUAUAA